Molecule: messenger RNA, 4225 nt
Organism: Pieris brassicae (large cabbage white)
Lineage: Eukaryota; Metazoa; Arthropoda; Insecta; Lepidoptera; Pieridae
Product: E3 ubiquitin-protein ligase ZNF598
Exons: 11
Coding region: 143-2482 (779 amino acids)
Biological process (GO): rescue of stalled cytosolic ribosome; protein ubiquitination
Molecular function (GO): ubiquitin protein ligase activity; ribosome binding
Source: RefSeq, a predicted model, not a curated record
UCCUAGCGAGUUCCGAAUUCUGAAAUUUUCGUCAAAAAAAUUAUUUUCAUUUAUCAUUAACAUUUGCAGAAUUUCAGGGCUUAUAUUGCCGAUAAAUUUCAUUUUGAAAUUUAACUUCUUCUGUGAUAUUUUCGUGAGAGCCAUGGCCGAUUCACAAGCAAAUGAUAAUACUACUUGUGUAGUAUGUUUUAAAACUGUCGUAUAUUUCUCUAUUGGGGAGUGUGAUCAUCCCGUAUGCUUCGAGUGUUCAACCCGUAUGAGAGUGCUGUGUUUGCAAAAUGAAUGCCCUAUCUGUCGUCAAGAUCUUGCGAAGGUCAUUUUUACAGACACCAUCAAGCUCUUUAAAGAAGUCUGCAAUAAGGUGUUUAUAGAUAAACUCUUUGAAAGACAGUUUAAAAUAGGCUUUUGUAGUGAAGAGAUAAAGAAGGCUUAUGAAGAAUUACUGGAGAAUAAUUGUAAGCUCUGUGACAAUGUGCACUUUCGCACAUUCAAUAUGCUGAGUGAUCAUAUGCGAAAGGUGCAUGAAAGAUAUUUCUGUGACCUCUGCGUAAAACAUUUGAGGAUUUUUACUAGUGAAAGAAAGUGCUACACUCGUCAGGAGUUAGCCCACCACAGACGGAAAGGAGAUGUUGAUGACACCUCUCAUAGAGGCCACCCACUCUGUGAAUUCUGUGAGGAGCGGUUUAUGGAUGCAGAUGAAUUAUAUCGUCAUUUGCGUAAAGAACAUCUCUAUUGUCAUCUCUGUGAUGUUGAUGGACGUAAUCUAUACUAUGCUUCACAUGCAGCUCUGGCACAUCACUUUAGGACUGAACAUUUUCUAUGUGAGGAGGGUGAUUGUGCUGGACAACAUCUUACCGCUGUGUUUAGGAGUGAAAUUGAUCUCAAGGCUCACAAGGCAACAGUUCAUGGACGCGGAAUGAAUCGUGGUGCGGCUCGACAGGCUCGUACUCUUGAGCUGCAAUUCAAUAUCACGCCCCAUCCUACCGCAGUAGUACAACGAGUUACUAGAGAGCGUAUAGAACGUUCACCGUCCCCGCCUCCAGCGGCUCCAGCACCUAGAAUUGACCCAGCCAGCGACGAACAGUUUCCACGAUUGUCUGCUGCUGCGCCAGCCCCGCCUAACCUAUUAGGUGCUCCUUCGAGGCUCUAUAAAGGUGCGGAUGGGCUGGCUCGGACGGAGCGAAAUUUCCCAGCAUUGGACGGAUCUGGAACAUCACGUGCGCCCGUAUCUAAAAGUAACGGGCCGGUAGCCGCUACUGUACUCAGAAAUUCAAAGCAACCGUCAGUGUCCAUACAAGUGCAUAGUCAACCGGCAAGCGCUAGCAACUUCAGGUUGACUCAGACUUCAGGUAAUCGUAUUACAAUACCAAAGAAGCCGCUCUGUGAUGAAGACUUUCCUUCACUCUCCGUCCCUAGGGAUGAUCAUCCAAGUAUUGGUGCUGGAACCGUCCAACCUGCUAAGGUUACUCUUAUAAAUAGUGAGGAAAUGCAGUCCAUGAAGGCCACAAAACCAAGUAGACAACCGAAGAAACAGUCUUUAAAUACCGAAGCGUUUCCAGCUCUACCAUCAUCUUCGGCACCCACUUCUCCUCCACAAUGGAUCACCGUAUCCAAAUCGAAAGAAAAACCUAAACGUGUUCCAGAACCAGUGAAAACUUUCAAUCCUGUAGCUGAUUUCCCUACCCUCAACGCGAAGUCUAAAAAGAAAACUCCCACCCAACCCGUUCCGACACAAAAUGACAAAAAGAAGAAGAAAAAGAAGGAAAUAGAACCAGUCAACGGUGUACCAGACGAAUUUAUAAUUGCCAGUGUUAAUAAUAAUAACAAUAGCGGUGAAGGUGAUAAAAAAAUUAAGACAACAGUCGAACCGGAUAGAAAAGUGAUAGUUGAUAAAAAAGAAAAAGCGACAGAUUCUCGAAGCGGAGACUUCGCACUAAAGGCGCAGGAGUUUCCCUCGUUAAAUCCAAAAGAACCAAGUGUUAAUAAAAGUGUUAAAGUGAAUGUGCCGAUAAGUAAAGUGGUUAGUAAAGUGAAUGGAGUGCCCCCAGGAUUCAAGAAGCGUCAGGCGUGUGAUAUGACGUUUACGAAUUCGUCUGGUCAAACAUUUCCGGCGCCGGUGCACAAGUACAUACCGCCUUUGGAUUUUGAGAACAGAAACAGGGCUCUGGUCAAGAAUUUCGCCGCUGCACUUGGUACAGCUGCGGCGGUGGAGGAUUUUAAGGUUGCAUCAAGAGCGUUCCGCGAUAGCAUUACAAGUGCCGAAGAGUUCUAUGAGCAUUGUAAAAUAGCUUUGGGGAACAAAUUGGAGGAUUUGCUCCCAGAAUUAGUUGCCCUAUUGCCAGAUAUUGGUAAGCAGCAAGAAAUAAUCGUGGGAAAAAGUAUUCCGUCUCUUGACGUUUGCUCGACUUGUGGUCAAGUUAUCGCACGGGCUGAUUCUAUUGCUCACGAUACAGCGCAUUGGCCGCCAUUGGCCCCUCGUUAAAUUAAUUAUAGUCACUGACCCAAUUGAAAUUUUUGACUGAUUUUUUUCGAACGAAAACCCGGUUGUUUAAUGUGGUGACAAGUAGUUAAAAAUUUAUAUGCAGACGCUAUAAUAGAUCACAACAGCACUGACACUUGACCAUGACAAUUUGCAUAAUUUUCACAUAACAUUUGUUACCCGAAUUUAAUAAUUUUAACAUACAAAUAUUGCGUAUUUCAAUAUAUAUUAAAAAUACGUAUAGUUUCAAAUAACUUGGAUUAACAGCGACGUGAAGAAAAUCAUUGUUACGUACCACCAAUAAUUAAUUUUCAUAAUUAAGCAUUUUUCUUUUCAAUAUUACCAUAUAUUACCGAUAAAAAAUGUUAUUUCUUUAUUUUUUUCUAAGUAUAUGUAUUUGUCUCACGUAAUCCUAUAAGUCGGAUAUGUGGCUAAUAGAAAGAAACCGAUGCGCCUUCGUUGACUCCCUUCUUAAUCAAUAUGAAUACAGCUUUUGCCUUGUGAACAUCUUAAAAAUCCUAUGAGAGCUUGAUAAUACUUUUAAAUCUGCUUGUACACGAUAUUUUAUGAAAGUGUUUAUUUUGUUAGUUAUUAAGAAGGUAGAACAAAUAUUUUGAAAAUCUUAAGUAUAGGCAUGUAAAGCCAUAAGAAAGUGAAAGACAAAAUAAUUUAUUCAUAUAGGUAGCACAAGGUACACUUAUGGACGUCAAAAAAUAAAAACAUAAUAAAUGCUUCUAAUUUUACAUUUACUGCCAGUACUCAAAUUAUGGGCGUAGAAUGGCAGAGAAGAACUAGCAAUAAACUCUCCACUCUUUUUAAUCUCGAAGUUUUUUGUUUAACACAAUGUUUGUAAGGUACACCAUGUUCCACAUGACUUCUCACACACACAUUUUCAUGGGAACAACAAGAACGGCUUAUAUAUAAUGUACAGUCUUUUUUUAAGUUUUGUAUGAUUCAAAUAGAUUUAAAAGUAGUAUUUUAGAGGGGACCCAUCGAGAGGAGUGUUGACCUUGUAGCUUCAGCGUGCGACACUUAUCCCUGAGGCAUCAAUGAACUGUCAUUUUAUGUGCGCAUUUAACUUUCAUUCAAACGGUGAAGGAACCUACACUGGCUGAUUACCUACUUGCCCAUUACACAGAUACCUUCAUCAAAAACCUUUUUACUACAGUAUCAGUGUAGUAGUGCAUCGAUGCGUUCAAGUGAAUGGUGCACAGCCAGACCGUAAUUUGGGUUGCGUUGCAUCACAGGUCGAAAUUUUUAUUGCUACUGGACAGUAGGAAUAUUCUUAAAUUUUCUAAAUAAAAAUAAAUUUAUUUGAUGUGUAAAAUCACCCAAAUUCAAAUUGUGUAACAUUGGUCAGAUGCUUUGAUAAUUUUCAAUUAAAAAUUUUAAAGAAAUAGUAAAAUUGUAUUUGUAUAGAUAUUUGUAAGUGCUUGUAGGGUCAGUGGCUUGUGUUCAAAUUCGGAUAUUUAUUGGAAGAUUUAGGCUUGCUUACGCUAAAAUCUUUCCAUUUCUAACAUUAAGAUAGUUUUGAAUUUUUUAUUUUUGUUAUUGUACCAUAUUUGUCGCAUAUAACUCUAUAAGUAGAAAUGUAUAUAAGGAUCGCAGUUAUAAGAUGAAUGUGAUCACUACAAAUGUAGAAUAUUGUUUAAAUUAACUAUUUUUAUAACUUUGGAACUUAAUUUCGUUUUAGUUGUAUCGGUAUCAUGAAAAUGAUUGACAAGUUUAAUAAAACAAGCAAGCAUA